Molecule: messenger RNA, 1077 nt
Organism: Ctenocephalides felis (cat flea)
Lineage: Eukaryota; Metazoa; Arthropoda; Insecta; Siphonaptera; Pulicidae
Product: pyrokinin-1 receptor-like
Exons: 6
Coding region: 1-1077 (358 amino acids)
Biological process (GO): neuropeptide signaling pathway
Cellular component (GO): plasma membrane
Molecular function (GO): neuromedin U receptor activity
Source: RefSeq, a predicted model, not a curated record
AUGUGGAACACCUCAUCCCUAACCCCCAACGACACCAUAAUAACCACCAACCAAACAGUGGCGUCCAUCUACUCCUCCACCGUACAGCCUUCGAUUUCUGACGAAGACGGAGUCUGGGGUCCGAAACGUGAUGCCCUUUACAUUGUCAUACCUCUGACCAUCAUUUAUGGGGCUAUUUUGGUGGUUGGAUCAAUAGGAAAUGUCAGUACAUGUGUUGUGAUAGCCAGGAAUAAGUCUAUGCACACCGCCACCAAUUAUUAUUUGUUCAGUUUGGCGGUCUCUGAUCUUUUGCUUCUGAUGGCGGGGUUGCCUUAUGAGAUGUACGCCCUUUGGUACAAGUACCCUUAUUUGUUUGGCGAGGCCUUUUGUGUUAUGCAGGGCCUUGCAGCAGAGACUUCAGCAAAUGCAACAGUUUUAACAAUAACAGCCUUUACAAUUGAAAGAUAUGUGGCCAUAUGCCAUCCUUUUUUAUCUCACACCAUGUCGAAAUUAUCCAGGGCAGUCAAAUAUAUCAUUGCAAUUUGGCUACUAGCUCUCUGUCUAGCCAUACCGCAGGCGAUGUCAGUGGGCCUAGUCUACGGCCCAAGGGCCGACGGUGGAACCGACUCCACCGUUUGUGUCUGCGGAGUCGUAGAAACUCCUUUGGUUCCCAGGGCCUUCGAAUUAUCAUCCCUGAUAUGUUUUCUGGCCCCAAUGUUACUUAUAAGUGUCCUGUAUGCCCUGAUUGCGGCCCAACUUCAUAGGGCCAGAAUCCUUAGUGGCAGUGGGAGGCGAAAAAGGACUCCCGGAGGCGUCCGAAACGCUCAACAAAAAGCCACCAGACACGUAGUUAGAAUGCUGGUGGCAGUGGUAGCCGGUUUUUUCGUCUGUUGGGCCCCCUUUCACGCCCAAAGAUUAUUAGCAAUUUAUUACGAUGUUUCAAGUGGACCCACAGUGGUGGCGAUUUAUAAAAUUUUAACAUAUGUUUCGGGGGUCCUUUAUUAUGCCUCUACUUGUGUGAAUCCGCUCCUGUACAACAUUAUGAGCAACAAAUUCAGGGAAGCAUUCAAGAAGAGAUAUGAUAGUAAAAUUUUGUAG